AUGACAAAUAAUUCUGAAAAGCUUAAAAAUUUUGUCACUAACCAAAAUAUUAGAUUUGUUAAUUAUGAAGAAUUUAGUGACAUUAAAAAAUUUGAUAAAGGAGGUUUUGGUGUAAUUAAAAAAGCAAAAUGGAAUAAUGGAGGGGUUAUGGUUGCUUUAAAACAUAUAAAAAGAGAGGUAUAUUCUGAUGAAACUGUUAUUCGAAAUUUUAUUAGAGAACUUAAACAUUUGUAUACUAUAGGUUACCAUCCUAAUAUUAAUCAAUUAUACGGAGUUACUCAAGGUUAG
Molecule: messenger RNA, 288 nt
Organism: Cetraspora pellucida
Lineage: Eukaryota; Fungi; Glomeromycota; Glomeromycetes; Diversisporales; Gigasporaceae
Source: the annotation of a GenBank genome assembly